AAGGCGAGGACGAGAGGAGGAAGAGCCGGGGGAGGGUUGAGGACUUCUCCGCAGGCCCUGGCGCGCGUGCCGCCGUCCCCUUCGGGCCCAUCCCGUCGACCGGAAUGCUGAAGCCGCGCGGGCGGUUGGAGUCCCAGCGCCCCACGUCCGACUCCCGGGGUCUCUGGCCCUCCUGGCGCGCAGACAGCGACACCGAGAUCCCCCCAACCCCGGGCAGCUUCUCGCCAAGAAGUCGAUGUGAUUUAAUUUGAAGCAAAACCGAGAAAUGAAUGUUUCUUCCUCAUUCAUUCAUACUGUUUUUUGAUGGCCAUGGCAUAAGGAACUUUAUCCCAGGAAUACAGCUUUACAUUAGUACUAAACAAGAUUUGUGAUGAAAUGGAGCCUGGAACAAACUCUUUUCGAGUCGAGUUUCCUGAUUUUUCUAGCACCAUUCUGCAGAAACUGAACCAGCAGCGCCAGCAAGGACAAUUAUGUGACGUCUCCAUUGUUGUUCAAGGCCACAUUUUCCGGGCACACAAAGCUGUUCUUGCUGCCAGUUCACCCUACUUUUGUGACCAAGUACUUCUGAAAAACAGCAGGAGAAUUGUUUUGCCUGAUGUGAUGAACCCAAGAGUGUUUGAGAACAUUCUCCUCUCUAGUUAUACAGGACGCCUAGUAAUGCCUGCUCCAGAAAUCGUUAGUUACUUAACAGCAGCCAGCUUCCUCCAGAUGUGGCAUGUGGUGGACAAAUGCACUGAGGUUUUAGAGGGAAACCCUACAGUCCUUUGUCAGAAGCUAAAUCAUGGCAGUGACCACCAGUCUCCAAGCAGCAGUAGUUACAAUGGCCUGGUAGAGAGCUUUGAGUUGGGUUCUGGGAGCCACACUGAUUUCCCCAAAGCCCAAGAACUGAGAGAUGGUGAGAAUGAAGAGGAGAGCACCAAAGAUGAGCUGUCGUCUCAGCUCACGGAGCAUGAAUACCUGCCCAGCAACUCGUCGACGGAGCAUGACCGGCUGAGUACUGAAAUGGCAAGCCAGGAUGGGGAGGAGGGAGCCAGUGACAGCGCUGAGUUCCACUACACCCGGCCCAUGUAUAGCAAGCCUAGCAUAAUGGCUCACAAACGCUGGAUCCACGUGAAGCCUGAGCGCUUGGAGCAGGCUUGCGAGGGCAUGGAUGUGCACGCAGCCUACGAUGAGCACCAGGUCACCGAGUCCAUCAACACCAUGCAGACAGAGCACUCGGUGCAGCCUUCGGGAGUGGAGGAGGACUUUCCAAUUGGGGAGAAGAAGGUGGAAGCAGAGUUUGACGAACAGGCUGAUGAAAGUAACUACGAUGAGCAGGUGGAUUUCUAUGGCUCUUCCAUGGAAGAAUUUUCUGGAGAGAGGUCAGAUGGGAAUCUCAUUGGGCACAGACAGGAGGCUGCCCUUGCAGCAGGCUAUAGUGAGAAUAUUGAAAUGGUGACAGGGAUUAAAGAAGAAGCUUCCCACUUAGGAUUUUCAGCCACUGACAAGCUGUAUCCUUGUCAGUGUGGGAAAAGUUUCACUCACAAGAGUCAGAGAGAUAGACACAUGAGCAUGCACCUCGGUCUUCGGCCUUAUGGUUGUGGUGUCUGUGGUAAGAAAUUCAAAAUGAAGCACCAUCUCGUGGGCCACAUGAAAAUUCAUACAGGCAUUAAGCCGUAUGAGUGUAAUAUCUGUGCAAAGAGAUUUAUGUGGAGGGACAGUUUCCACAGGCAUGUGACUUCUUGUACCAAGUCCUACGAAGCUGCAAAGGCUGAGCAGAAUACAACUGAGGCUAACUAAAAAUAGGAUCUGGCCCUUGAGUGGCAUGCACAAAAAUAAACUAUGGUAAUUAAUGCAAAUCUGGGCACAGAUGAUGCGUGCUACUUGCUAUUAUGAGAGAGGCUUAAAAAAAAAAGGAAGAUAUUUCUGAAAGACCAGCUCUAAGUAGGCCAAUUAAAAAAUCUAAUUCUUCAACUUUGUAUGUUUCAGUCUUGGCCUGAAAUGGGCGAUGGGGAUAAGUUAACCCACUGCCCAGCUGGCAAGGGAAACCUUCAAGCCAGUUGUGUUUGAAGCAGGUGGACUUGGUAAUAGAGACACCUGUACUUGGAACUGGACUCCAGCCUACCAGUUCCAUUGCAGUGGCAGCAGUUUUUGAUCACUCAUUAUUACAAGGUCAUGUUGAAAUUUUAUUUUGCUUUAACUAUAGAUACUUAGGAAAUGUGGGUUUGUUUUGGUAGCUGCUUCACUGAAUGAAAUGCUACUUAUGUAAAAGCUACAAAUAAUGUGAUUCCUAGUAUGAGAAACUGAUUAACAGAGCUCUCUUUGGUUUCAUUCUUUCUAAAGAAUAUUUUAACUAAAACUAUGGAGAUCCUGAGAGGGUAACACUCUAAAACAAACAUUCUGAAACAACUUAUGGUACAAGCUUCAGUUUCUGUAAGAUGUGACUGUCACAAUGUUUCAAACUCUUAAUAAGGCACAGUUUUGUAUUUUAAUACUAACUUUGAGUUUGAAUUGUUCUAAUUGUAAUUCUUUUGGGUGCCAGAGAUAGGUGUUUCUAAUUGGUUUGCUGCCCCAAAUCCUGUUUUUUAAAUGUAGCAUCCAGGCAGUGAAAUCUACUCUGGUUAAGUGACAUCUAGCCUGCUGUGACUCUGACCUCUGUGCCAGGUAGUACCCCAGUUGUUGCUCCAUCUUAGAUUAUGGUGCUUCCCAGCAAGAGCAGCCGGUUACCGUAGGUCACAGGAAGGAGGAGCAGAAGUCUUGGCUGAGUUACCUGUGAGCUGUAGGAGUUAACAGUGCUUCAUGGCACUCCUAUUGUCAGAGCGACAGUAGAGGAGAAGCAGAAUCUUAUGAGUGAAAGGUUAAACACGAGGGAAAAACACUGCACAUGAGGAGUCUUGAAAAUACACUGGUGGAAGAGGGGGAUACUCUCUUAGAAGGAUACCCAGAGCUAAUGCUGCCAGUUUCUUUUGAGUGCAGCAAUGUGUGUCAAGAGAGGGAAGGAGUCCUAAUUUUAGCCAAAUAUUCUACAGGUUCAUUCUUCCAGGUUGCAGAUGAGUGCAUAAAUUGACAAGUCCACACAGCUAUAUCCAGCAACAAACAAGCAGCUAUUCUGAGACCUUUUCUGCCAGCUGGUCAGAUGUUUUAGGUUCAAAAGAAGGUAUAUACUCAGAAUGCUCCUAAGCUGUGUAAUGUACCUGAGGUUAUUAUCAGGGUAGGACAGGGUGCUACUAUUAUGUCAUCUUUCCAUAAACUUAACUGGUCUCUUAUUUCUAAGUAGAAUUUUUUUUCUUAAAAUAAAAAUAAUUUUUCUUGGAUUUGGGUAAAUUUUGUUUAAAAAGUUUGAUUUUGAUCUAACAUGGUAGACAUCGCUGGCAAUAGCCUCUGAUCCUCCAGCUCCUAACACAAAGAUGUUUACUUGUUGAGCAUUGUCUAGAAAGGUUACAAAACAGGGAUCUAUUCACUAACACUGUAUCAUUCUCGAUAUAUAAAAAGCACUUUGUAUUUAAAAUUUUAUUAUAAAUAUAAAUAUAUAUUGUUUUUUAACCUAGAAACUAGAUAUUACCUCUUGGUUGUUUGCCACCUUAAUAUCAUCUUCUCUUAGUGUUGAAACUGCCAGUUAGCAGGCCUUUUUCUGUGUACUGAUGGAAUUGUGAGGAUGUGACUGAACAAUCAAGUUCAGUUGCUCCUUCUCUUUUUCUCAUGUUAGAGGCCAGUGAGUUUUAUAUGAUCCUAGCCUUUAUGUGUGAGGAGAAAUUGUUUUAUUGCUCCUACUAAUAUCCAUACUGAGUCAGUGAAGCCAUUCCAUUCUGCCGAAAGCUUGAUCACCACUCCUGUGGUAUUAGCAAGACAUUUUCUCCCCCUUGAGAAAGUUUGGUGUGCAUUUCCCAUUAAACAUUAUAUUGAACUGAGUAUUAGCACAUUUGGAGAGAAGGGUCUGAGAUGUAAAAUUGAAAUAUUCUGGGAAAAUAAUGACCCUUCAGUUCUGCUGAAUCAGCACCCUCAUCUUGAGUUGUGACAAAGAGCUUUUGUUCAGCCAGGAGUGUGGCCAGUCCCUGGGUGGCAGUUUGGAAGCAAACAGUUGUGCUGUGACUUAAUGUGUUUGAAGAGAGGAGUAUCUUAUUGAAAUCCUUAUAUGUACAUCAGCUGCUAAAUGUAGAACUUAAAUAAGGUCCUCACAUCUGCUAUUUAAAGUUUCUUGUGGUAGUUCAGGUUUUGGUAAAAAUGGGGGUUGCUUAUGGGUCAACCAGGCCCUGUGAGUUGCUGGGUGUCAGCCUUAGUCUGGAUAAGGAAUUGCAGUAUUGGUGGACUCUGCUUUGCAGGAUUAGGAGAUCAUGCUGCACUCCUGCCUCCCCGCCCUCAGUUUCUCCUUCAGCCCAGACACAGCUUUAGGAAAUCCUUAUCCUUCCAAAUGUGUUUGGAUAGUAACAUUUUCCAAACAGUCUUUCAGGGAUCAUUCAAUGGCCUAUAACCAAGGUAUUUGUCCCCUACUUUGAGUCUUAACUGUGGUUUUUCUCUCAUCCCAGUGGGAAAGGGCUUCAAGGCACCACCAGUGGCAUUUAAUAUUCUGCAAAGAUUAGGCCUUUCGAUCUAGACAAGACACAUCAUAGUAAUCUACUUGGUAAAGCAGUGACUCAGAUGUCAGGGCUUGCCCCCAGCCUCUCCUGAGCCUCAUACCAUUGAGUCCCAUUUCUAGAUCUUGCCUUCCCCAGUCUCUUUCGGCCCUUGUUUUAAAAGUCUACCCCAAAGGGUCCCCUUUAUUCUACUGGGCUUUUGUUGAACUACACUGACCUAGGCAGGCUGCUAACUAUUGGGAAAGCCUUGUGGCUCCUUCCCACAGAGACUGGCACACCCUGUGCUGCUGCAGAAGGGAAGUUAGGGGCAAGGUUGUGCUUUCCUGAGAAGGGUGUGCUGCAGCCUCAGGUAGGGGUGGGGAAGGCAACUUCAGUAAAUCCACUCAUUUUUGUUCCUAUAAACUCUCUGAUACUUUAGGAAUGCCAGAAACCAAGGGAUGUGUUACGCCAGCCCCCUUCUGUGCCACUGACUUUUGUGAUUUAGGUUGCUUUCAUGAGUAACUAACUUUGUUCAGUGAAACCAGGGUUUGUUUGUUUUUGGUUUUUUCCUUUGCUACUCACAUAUUUAAAGGUACAAGUUUCUUAUUUCAGAUCUCUACUGAUUGUGCCCUAUGGGAAGAUGCUGGAACACAUUUUGGAAAUGUGACUUUUUUUUUUUUUUUUUUUGCUUGAAGCCUGUGUCAUGUCAGUUGCUGCUGCCUUCUUUCCUUUUAUGAGGUUCCCAAUGUUUCUUCCAGAAAAUUUAUUUAUGCAAGUCAGGUGACUCGUAGGCCACAAAACCAUUUAAUGAUAAGCAGAUUAUCAUUAGGUGCAUAUCUUAUUGGUAUUUGUGAAAUGUUAUGCCUGUGUUGCAAAAGUUGAAUAGUUUUGUCUUUAUAUAAUUGCUGUCUUUGGUGCACAGCAUGGUUUUUCUUAAUUGAAUGUUACUGUUUAAUAUUUCUUCUUAUAGAAGAGACCAUGCCCUUUUGUAUGACAUGUUUUAAUAAAUGUUAUCUGUCAAUUUUGUAAAAGUUUUGUUUUUCACUCUGAGUGGAUGACUAUAUCUUGUUUUCAUUCUGGCUUUGACUACCUAAGAAUAAAGUUGUAUUAUGGCUUUUUGAUAA
Molecule: messenger RNA, 5653 nt
Organism: Ictidomys tridecemlineatus (thirteen-lined ground squirrel)
Lineage: Eukaryota; Metazoa; Chordata; Mammalia; Rodentia; Sciuridae
Source: RefSeq, a predicted model, not a curated record